This is a messenger RNA of Hippoglossus stenolepis (Pacific halibut), 4736 nucleotides long. Its product is annotated as FYVE, RhoGEF and PH domain-containing protein 4. Gene Ontology annotation, molecular function: guanyl-nucleotide exchange factor activity; metal ion binding. The record is from RefSeq and is a predicted model, not a curated record. Gene Ontology annotation, biological process: filopodium assembly; cytoskeleton organization. Gene Ontology annotation, cellular component: cytoplasm. Lineage: Eukaryota; Metazoa; Chordata; Actinopteri; Pleuronectiformes; Pleuronectidae.
CUGGAUGAGGUGGAAGAAGGAAGGAAGGAAGGAAAAGAGGUGUAUUUUUACUCCAAGUUUGAGAAAGUGAACAGUAGCACUAGUUAUUUCCCUUGACUUCAUCUAGUUGCACACCAGAGAUUGGGACACAGCAUGGACUGCCUGGCCGCCCGUUACCGGAGGUGCCGCCUGAGACACGCUGCCUCUGACACUGGACUGACAAUGAAACGACGGCGUAAAUACUGGUUUUGGGGCCGGAAAGGUAAAAACUCAAAGACGUGUCUGCUCUGCUGUUAUGCGAGGAAAGGGAAAGCUGCAUGUUUCCAGUCGAAGAACGCUGACGAGGAGGCGUGCGUGGCCGUGAAAAUCGAACACUCCAGAGCUCUCGGCAGUAGUCCGGCGCGCGAUCGCAGCAGCGCACCCAGCGUGCAGGCGUGUCUGAGUCGGGCCGGUGGUGGGACGAACAACAAGAGCAGGGGGGGAGUCAAUGGAAGAGGCCCUGGCGGCAGGCCUCGGCUGCAGUCUAAACCAGAAGUGCCUCCAAAGCCACUGCACCUUCAGAGCCCAGUGACAAACCUCUCAUCCCCACUGGGCCGCACCAAGAAACCAUCACUUAGACGGGGCAUGGAGGAGGGAGGAGGAGGAGGAGGAGGAGAGGAGGAGGAGGGAGGAGGAGGAGGAGGAGGAGGAGGAAAGACAGCAGUGAACCGGGAGAGGGCCAGGGAGAAACAUUCCAAAGUCUCAGACCUGAUCAGUCGCUUUGAGGAGAACAGCAACACAGAGCACAAGAGAGACACCUCGCCGCUCAAAGCUGUCAGCAAGUCGACCAACGGCAGCCCGGCCCACCGGCCCAGCCCGAAGCAGACGGAGAGCGACAGGAACCAGGAGAACCACACCCCCGCGCUCAAGGAUGACCACAAGCCGGCUGCCAACGGGGUGGUAGCGCAGAUGGAGCCGGUGAAGGAGGAUAAGAAGGAGCAAGAGAACGGAAGUGUGAUGAUAGAAACCGCUGGGCUGGUCAAUGGAGAUAUGGGGGACGGGGGAGCAGAGCAGGAUGAGGAUCCUUCACCUCCACAGACAGGGAGGACUGAUGGAGAAGCUGAGGAGGAGAAGGACAGUGGGGCCGCGACAGACAGCGAGCACAGGACUGAAGAAGCGAGCACAGACCAAAAGGAGACGAACGAACAGAAGCUGUUUAAGAUCGCCAGCGAGCUGCUGCAGACAGAGAAGGCCUAUGUAGCCAGACUGAACCUGCUGGACCAGUUCUGUACUAAGCUAAUGGAGGAGGCCAACAAGGGAACGUUCCCGGUGGACGUGGUGAAGAACAUCUUCUCCAACAUCUCCUCCAUCCACACCUUCCACAGCCAGUUUCUGCUCCCAGACCUGGAGAAACGCAUGGGAGAAUGGGCGUCGAAACCUCGCAUCGGGGACAUCCUGCAGAAACUCACACCCUUCCUCAAGAUGUACGCCGAGUACGUGAAGAAUUUCGAGAAGGCCAUGGAGCUGCUGAAGCAAUGGUCCGACCGCUCUCCUCAGUUCAAGUCCACCAUCCAGGAGAUACAGACUCACGAGGCCUGUGGCAGCCUGACGCUGCAGCAUCACAUGCUGGAGCCCGUGCAGCGAGUCCCUCGAUAUGAGAUGCUGCUUAAAGACUAUCUGAAGAAGCUGCCUGAGGAAGACCCGGACAGACGAGAUGCAGAAAAAUCGUUAGAAAUCAUCUCCACAGCAGCGACUCACUCCAACAGCGCCAUACGGAAAUCUGAUAAUCUGAAGAAACUGUUGGAGAUUUACGAGUUGCUGGGAGAGGAGGAGGACAUCGUUCACCCGUCCAACGAGUUCAUCAAAGAGGGCCACAUCCUGAAGCUGGCCGCCAGGAACACAUCCGCCAUGGAGAGAUACCUCUACCUGUUCAACAACAUGCUGUUGUACUGCGUGCCCAAGUUCAGCCUGGGAGGACCCAAGUACACGGUGAGGACGCGAAUCGGCGUGGACGGCAUGAAGGUCCUGGAAACGACCAACGAGGACUACCCGCAUACCUUCCAGGUGUCGGGGAAGGAGAGGUUGCUGGAGCUACAGGCCAGCUCCGAACAAGACAAGGCCGACUGGAUCAAGGCUUUCAGGAAGACCAUUGAGAUCUUCCAGCAAAAGAACGAGUCCUUCAAGAACGCAUUGAAAGAUGUGGAGGACGUGUCGAAAGCGGAGCUGGGGAAGCGUGCCCCUCGAUGGAUCCGCGACAAUGAAGUGACGAUGUGCAUGAUGUGUAAAGAGCCUUUCAACGCUCUGACGCGGCGGAGACACCACUGCAGAGCCUGCGGAUAUGUGGUGUGCUGGAAAUGUUCAGACAACAAGGUGCAGCUCGAAUACGACAACAACAAGACGAACAAAGUCUGCAAGGACUGUUUCUCCAUCCUGAAAGGAGAGACAGUAGCUGAGGGGAAGAAGAAGGGAAUACUGGAGAUCGAGGCAGCUCAGUUCUCCGGCAGCAGCAUCAUGUGUGGCUUCCUGCAGUACUGCGAGAAGAACAAACCCUGGCAGAAGGUUUGGUGCGUGAUCCCUGAGAAGGAAUGUCUGGUGCUCUACCUCUACGGCGCUCCACAGGACGUGAAGGCCCAGUGCACAAUCCCCCUCCUGGGUUACUCCGUGGACGACAGCGUCCGGCCCACAGACACGCCGGCCAGCUUCCGCCUCUCCCAGUCCAAGUCCGUCCACAACUUCUCUGCUGAAACCGAGGAGCUCAAGCAGCGCUGGCUGAAAGUCAUCCGGGUGGCGGUGACGGGAGAGGUGCCAGAGUGCCCCCCCACCAACGGCACCAAUGCAAACGUGACUGAGGACCACAGCACCCAGGAGGCGGCGACCGACAGCUCAUAGAGGCCUUUCCUCUGUCGAACUUCUGCUGUUGUAUUGCUCGAGAAAGACGGGAUGAGCGGGGGUGCGUCUCCACGGCGUCUUGGAAUCUGACUUCUAAAGAUUAAGUGGACAAAAAGAAAUCAGUGCUGGAUAAGCUGCCUUUCCUCGUAGCUCUCCUGUUUCCCCAGUUUCCUCCUGGAUUUUCUCCCAAACUUUGAUUCAGAGCUGUGCUGGAUAACUAAAGGAUCUCUGGUACAAUCAACACUAGAGCAGCGGAGUUUCUUGGAAGUCCCUAAGACUCGCACUGUUAAGUAAGAACAGCUUAAACUCUACAGUCUUCAGGGACCUCGGCCAAAUCCUCCUGAGCCAGAGGACGACAGGACGUGAAUCAAAGCUGAAAGACGGUUCAAACUAUGUCUGCUGGUGCUGUGACUCAGCUGUGUACAUGUAUAGUAUAAAUGUUUUGUUUUUUCGUUUUUUGAAAAGGAACACGUGUGUUUUUAAUGUACAGAAAUCAGAAAACCAUCUAAGUAUGAUAUUAAUCAUUUCUCAGUAUUCUGCCGCUUUUUCUUUGCUAAAGACGAUGGUUUAAAAAGUGAGAACAUGACCGUGUGCUGGAGAUAAAAGAUAAUUUCUCUCUUCACUCAGUCUAAUCAAACUCUGGAUGAGCUGAUGUGUCUGUCUGCUCUGAAGCUGGACGCACCCAUUCUACGAAUUUGCAAAUUAACCCAGUUUUGAAUAUAUAUAGAUGGAUAGAUAAGAAUAGGAAUAAAUAGAUUUUUGAAUAUACUCAAGCAAAAGUACCACAUCAACUUUUCUACUUCAGUAAAAGACAGGAAGUGCUUGCUUUUAAAUAUACUUAGAAGUACUGUAUCCUGUUCCCUAAUGAAGCGUGGUCUACUUCAUCCUUAUGGCUGAGCCUGGGCCGUUCAAUCAAGCUGCACUAAAUUGCUCAAACUAAAUAUAGAUACCAGUCGUCUUAAUGUGCCUGAAAUAACGUCCAUUGUAGAAUCUUGUGUUACAGAAAGUGACAAGAAAUUCCUGUAUCUGCAUUAAAGUUUUAGAUGUUAAAACAGUUUUUACAGCUUGGGCUGGAAUGUCCCUUUAAAAUAAUAGUUUCAAUAUUAAAGACAAUGGCGUAAAUAGACAAAUCUUAAUUAAUUAAUUGUGUUUCAUCAUCGGCUGCUCCCCCCACAGCCUGAACAGUGCAGUUUGUAUUAAAAUAUCACAGUGGUGGUUUUAAUAUAUCAUAGAAAGUGAUGGAUGAUAAACCUCAAACCGUCGUCCAGCUCCACAGCAGCAGACCUCAGUUCAUGUGGAGAGAGAUUCUCUUCACAUGCGAAUGCAGCACAAUCUCAGACAGUGAACAAGCUGUCGCGGGAGAAAUGUAAAUGUACUUUUAAUGCUGUAAUUAUUAUUUAAAAAAGUAAUUUAUAGAGAAUGACGAGCAUGAUCUGUUGAUAGUAGCACAACAUUUGUUCCCUCGCUGUCCACGAAGAAGAAGAAGAAGAAGAAGUAGGCAGAUGUUUUGUUUUUUUCUAUGAGCAGAUGUAUUUCCACUAACUCUACAAACGCAUCACCUCGGUCCUUCAGCGGGACAACGACCAGUCGCAGCGCUGGAAGGACUAAAGGGGGAAAAUGUGCCUAUAUUCUCCACAGUGAGCUUCUCUUCAUUCACGACAUCCUCUUGUACUCGAUGCUGUUGCUCGGCCCCCUGAACUCCUCCUCCUCCUCAGUAUUCAAAAAAAGGAAAAACCAAGAGCACAAAACAUCCCCAUCUGUUGGAUCUGAAUGUAUAUCCUGAUUUCAUGUCCCUUCUUCUCCUCCCCCCCAAAGGAUUGAGAAUCUACGCACUUUACAGUCCUAUAAAGUGUCCCUUCAAAGAAAUAAAACAGCAUAAUGAAAUAUAA